Messenger RNA from Lolium perenne, 3782 nucleotides. Its product is annotated as VIN3-like protein 1. Gene Ontology annotation, molecular function: protein binding. Gene Ontology annotation, biological process: vernalization response; epigenetic regulation of gene expression. The record is from RefSeq and is a predicted model, not a curated record. Lineage: Eukaryota; Viridiplantae; Streptophyta; Magnoliopsida; Poales; Poaceae.
AGAGAAAUCGGAGGAGUUACUCCUUUUGCAGGAAACAAACAAAGCAUCACAGCCCAUUAUUUUUCUAUUAAUGAGCCCUGACCUCCUUGCCGAUCAGGAUCUUUGACACAGCCCAUAGCUUUCCCAUCCGACGCCCCUUCCCCCUUCCCCCUUUUCUUCUUCUUUGGUCGCCGCGCCAGGGGAGGCCAGACAACCUUGCCCGCUAACCACCGGAGCAAGACCACCUCACUCUACUGGCCACCCUUGCUGCCACCUUCCAGCCCGCGUCGUGCACGGAUUUUGCGGCUGGUCUCUUGCGCGCUCGCGCGCCCAAACCCUAGCCGCCACCAGCGGCAGCAAGAUCUAAUGGUACGGGAAUCGAAUCCUGCUCUGCUACCCCAUGCGCUGCUCAAUCCUCCUCGCAGAUUUUUGUUCGAGCUAGCUAGCUAGCACACAAGGGCGGUGCCUUGCUAUUCUGUUCUGCUAUGAUCCCUCUUUUUUCUCUCCUUGGCGCUUGUUUAACUGUAGAUAGAUUGGUGGCGUCGACUGCAUUAUGGCUACCUCAGUAUUUGGUCAAUAAGCUAUGUGGUUGUGUAUAACAGGGUCAAGCAAUAAGUUUCUUAGCUAUUGAUAGUUAAUAUUUGCUAUUUCUGGAACUUGAUUUGCCAACUUGGCAUGUCUUGCUCUAGUUAAGUAGUUACUUGCUACGAUUAGUCGAUUUCUAGUUAAACUCUGAUUUUCAGUGAUUUCUAGAAAACUAGUCAUGUGCAGUAAGGCUAAGGCAUGAUUAAGGAUAUUGAGUGUCUUGUUCAGAGAAGAUGUACAAUCAUACAAGCUCUUCAGUAAAUUUUUCUUUAUAUAGACUAACCAUGUAAUUGAUCUGCAAAGUCAGCAGAUAGCCCCAGAGUAAUAUGGGGAGUUACUCUUUUAGCAGGAACAAAAACACUGCCCAUAUUGCCAGUGAGGAUCUUUGACAAAUCCCUGUCAAUCCGAAGUCCUGAAUUAGGGGAUUGUAUUCCCCAUUCUCACACCUGAACCACAUUCAGUCGGAUCCUUAUGUGUUAUCUAUGUGAUUAACUCUUAAGGUGCUUUGUUAGGUUUGUUGAGCAUUGCUCUGUUAUGGGGAAUUGUAGAGUUGAUGUUCGGUUAGUUGUUUUAGCAUUUUUGAAAUGUUUAAAAGGGGAUGUGUAACUUUUUAUUGUUCUCUUUCCAUUAGGGGAAGAAGAUUUGUUCUUAAACUGUAUAUGCCAAUUUUGCUUUCUUUCUGCUAUUUGCUACUUCCUCCGUCCAGCAAUAUAAGAUGUUAUUUCAUCCAAUAUAGGAGGUUGUAUCUUAUAUUAUGGGACGGAGGGAGUACAUGUUACAUGAUGCUAAACGAUUUUAGUUAUUUAUUACUCCCCCUAAGAACUUAGCAUUGCUCUGCUUGAUGCAUGCCCAACCAACCAGCCCUUGAUUCUUGGACUCUGCACUUCUGCUGGGAGCUCAAGUUACUCGAGAGUUCAGAAGUUACUAACCUAGAACAAUACUACCCAUGCUUGUGAGUAAAAAGAGAAAGGCUUGCUGAAUUGAAGUAAAGACAUGUCCAAAUCUACACCUGUUAAAGCAAGCAAGAAUGUUGAAUUGAAGAAACAAUCUGCAGCCGUCUUACCAAUAGCAAAUGGCCAUGGUAGUAAGAAGGAAGCGGUUAAUGGAGAGGAUACUGGCCAUGAUGUCAAAUGCACUAGCACUUGGAUCUGUAGAAAUUUGGCCUGCAAAGCUGUUAUAACAUCUGAAGAUUCUUUCUGCAAGAGGUGCUCAUGUUGUAUUUGCCAUCAGUUUGAUGACAAUAAGGAUCCUAGUCUAUGGUUGGUUUGUGCAUCUGAAAAUGAUGACAAACAGUGUUGUGGUUCUUCUUGCCAUAUUGAGUGUGCCUUCCGACACAAGAGGGUGGGAUGCUUUGAUAUAGGGAAAAUUAUUCAUCUUGAUGGGAGUUAUUCUUGUGCUUCAUGUGGGAAGGUUUCUGGAAUACUAAGUUAUUGGAGAAGGCAACUAGUGGUUGCAAAAGAGGCUCGUCGAGUAGAUAUUCUCUGCCAUCGCAUUUAUGUCAGUUAUCGGCUAUUGAAGGGGACGAGCUGUCAUAAAGAAUUGCAUGACAUUAUUGAAAAUGCAAAAGCAAAACUCGAAUGUGAGGUUGGUCCACUUGAUGGAAUGUCGGCAAAGAUGGCACGUGGUAUUGUAAGCAGGUUGUCUGGUGGUAGUGAUAUACUGAAACUUUGCUCUCUAGCAAUUCAAAGAGCUGAUGAGUGGUUGAGUUCUCCAGAUUUGCAUCUUCGAGAUUCAUUACCUGCUGCGUGCAGAUUCAGAUUUGAAGACAUUGCAUCUUCUUCCCUUGUUAUCAUCUUAAAGGAAACUAAAGUAGCAUCAUCGGACACCAUCAAAGGUUAUAAGCUAUGGCACUGGAAGAGCAGAGAGCAACCAAACAUGGAUGAGCCUGUAAUUUUGUCGAAAGAUCAACGAAAAAUACUUGUUUAUAACCUUGCUACAUGCACAGAGUAUUCCUUUAGAGUUAUAUCAUUCACAGAUGAUGGGAUCCUUGGGCAUUCUGAAGCUAAAUGUUAUACUGGGAGCAACGAGCUACUUACCAAUCGUGCGACGCAGAAUGCAAUGGCUAUAUGCCUGCAGAAGCAGAGAAGAGAUGGGAACCAGGCUUCUAAGUCCAGUGGAUUCAGGAUCCGAGAUGUUGGAAGGAUCUUGCGUCGAGCUUGGGCUGAAGAAGGCUAUUUUGAGGAUGUGUAUGAAGGUUCUUGUGACAGAAGUGCCACAGAAGCAGAGCAACAAGAAGACAGUGAACAGGGUCAUAUGUUAUCUGGUGCUUGUCGCAGGCUUCAGUUCAAUACAUUUUCUGUUCCUGACCUAAAUGUCGAGGCGCCCAUGCCCAUGGACAUAGACUCUUCCCCUGACAAGUGCCAUGAUUUAAAUAACGGACUUCUAAAAUCAAAUGGCAGUGGUGGCUCUGAGGCUUGUGCAGCAGCCAGGAGUGCGGAACUGCCUGCUGUUGAAUCUCGUCCAGGGGGCAAGGCAAAGCAACGCCAUGAUGUGCAUAAUGCAAGCUGUGAGCAGGAUGGAGUUUUGGCCAUCUGCCGCCAAAAACAACUUCAGAAAAGACCUACAGAGUUGGAUGAGGACUACGAGCACUGCGUGAAGGUGAUACGGUCGUUGGAGUGCGAGGGACACAUAGAGACUGAUUUCCGAAUGAAGUUUUUGACUUGGCUGAGUCUAAGGUCGACGGAGAAUGAACAUAGGGUCGUCAGCACAUUCAUCAAAACACUAAAUAAGGAACCAAGUUGCCUGGCUGAGCAGCUUGUUGAUUCUUUUGGAGAAAUUGUAAACUGCAAGAGACCGAAAACAGGUCUCUGCAAUGAGCUAUGCCAUUUGGACAAAAGAUAAACUCGAGAUUUCACUAACUCAUUGAUAAUCUACAGUUUUCAGAUCAAAUUCAGUGAAAUCUGAUUGCUUUUGAUCGCCCGGAAUGAGAAUGCUCGUUCAGUUCAUUCCAUACCAGAUCAGAACGUGCACAAUUUUCAUACAUCAACAUUGCCAUUCCGAGCCUGUGGAAAUAGGAUUUUUGGUUUACUUAGAAAUUCCUAUCUUCAUAAUUCUACUUAGGAAAAUUAUUUUAGGGAGAAAAUAGAUUGCAUUGGAAUAUUCCCUUUCCACAAAGAAAUAGUGGAAAUAAUUUCCUCUUCUUUUCUGUUUAGUACUUUAGUUUUCUGUCAGAGUACUGGAACAAUCUUAUAUGAUGUCAUGUAUGGCUUACAUCUGCU